UCGCGAGAACGAGUGGGCCGAAGAUCGCUGAUUCGGACCGUACGGCCGCUCUACUGCCCAGCAUUAUGUCGGCUAUCUGCCAUUGGAAUGGGCAGCGGUUAGGGUUGAUCCCUUUUCCUUUUCUAAUGACGAUUUGACUAGAGAUCCUUCGGAUCCAAGUCCCUCAGUAUCAUGGCGUUAGGCUUUGCUUCAGCACAUUUUCUAUACUUGCUCGCUUUGACGUUGAGAAAACUAUUCCCGAACCAGACAAGAACAAGAAAUACAAAGGGGUCGUCUACUUUUCGAUUCGGAGGAUUUUGCAUAAUUUCCAUUUUUCCCUCCCAUAUGCCCGCCUAUGCGAAAGUACAACCAUCUCACAUCAUGGUAAAAAAAAAGUGCACGCCUGAAACUGGAACCCGUGGCGGAGAACAAGACGAGAACCGGGCUGAAUUUCCAUUUUUGGAUUUUUUCGAUCGGACAUAAGCUAGCUAACCGGGUAGACGGCGCCAGAAGAAAAAAAAAAAAAAAAGAG
This is a messenger RNA of Penicilliopsis zonata CBS 506.65, 511 nucleotides long. RefSeq lists its product as hypothetical. The record is from RefSeq and is a predicted model, not a curated record. NCBI's taxonomy places the organism in Eukaryota, Fungi, Ascomycota, Eurotiomycetes, Eurotiales, Aspergillaceae. The transcript is spliced from 5 exons. Bases 172 to 462 code for a protein of 96 amino acids.